CUAGAAAAAGUAAAAUAGACAUCAAGGUAUAGACAUCGGUCGACUUUGGCCACGAUGUAAAAUAGCGUAUUAACAUCGGUUGAAAAAGAACUGAUGUCUAUGUUAGUUUUAACAUCAGUUAAUACAAGAACCGAUGUCUAACUUCUUUGAAUUAAAAACAAAAAACGUGCGGCAACACCCGUUUUUCCCCCUCCCCAAAUAUUUUCCCCCUUAGUCAAAUUUUCAUUCCCCCCAAUUCUUUUAACCCCCAAAAUCAGAAAAAAUAAACACACUCUUACUCAAUAUUCACAAAUAUUACUUCAAAUUAAAACUCUCCCUCAUUUCUCUCUCCCCGCUUUUCUAUCGCUUCUCCGAGUCGAAGCUCCUCUAACCCUAAUUGAAGCCGCUGAAGCCCUAAUCGAAGCUGUUGAAACCCUAAUCAAAGCUACUGAAGCUCUCAAAGCCUAAUCUCAAAGUCGAAGCCCAACGCUGCUCUCUUCGGUUCUCAAAGUCGAAGCCCUAAUUCGUAUUUUUCUUGCAGUUGCAUUUCUGGCUGUUCAGUGAUGAAGUUCCACUACAUCGAUAUAUGGCUAUGAUGGAACUACAGAUGGUUGGCUGUUUCAGGGGAAAGAUUCUCGAAGUACUGAAAAACUGGCCAGAGAAGAAUAUCCAAGUCAUUAUUGUUACUGAUGGUAAGAGGAUUUUUGGACUCGGGGACCUUGAAUGCCAGGGAAUGGGAAUACCUGUAGGCAAACUUGCCUUGCACACUGCCCUUAAUAUUUUCUGGUUUAUUGAUCUUUGUUACAGGGCACAGCCUCUGUGGUUCUAUCUGGAAUCCUCUCAUCACUGAAGUUAAUUUGAGGGACAUUGGCUGAUCACACAUAUCUAUACCUUGGUGCUAGAGAAGUUAGUUUUUAAGUUUUUGUUUCCCCACAUUUAAGUUUUUAACACCCAAGGAUGGGUUUUGUUAUUCUUUUAAAUGAUAUUUUCAACACUUGUGAUAGCUAAUAACAUGACUGUCAUAGAAAGCUGGAGAUAUAUGUCUAUUUAGCAAUUAUUCCAGUUUAGUUAGUGUAUUUGUGUGAUUUCUAUGACCAUCAAAUUUCCUUUGUAUAUAUUAACAGGUAAGGGAUAAACUCAAGAAUGAAACUCUGCAGCUUGCUAGUGAGUCAGAUACUAUAUUCCUAUGGAGUCUUACACAAUUCUUUUUUUUUCUUUUCUAAUUAGUCUUCCACAAUUUUCCUUAUUGUUCGGGCAGUAAUACCCAAAUUUAGAAAAGAAGCAAAUUUGAUUGAUCUUUAUAUGACAGAGAAUAAUAACCUGGAAAAAGAAUCUUAUUUGAUAUAUGGAGUUACAGAAUCAGGUAGUUUUCUCAACUAUUUCAUGAUUUAAAGGCCUGAAUUCUUAAACACCUAAGCACUGAACCAAAUCCCUGGCCUUCUGUAUAUUGUUUCAUUCUCGUCGAUUUACCGACGUUGUUCAUCUUGUGGAGCUAUAAUUUUUCCUUUGUACUUGCUUUUCUUUUCAUGCUAAGCUCUGCACCUCAGUUUUUAAUUAAAGUGCCUAAUAUAUGGAGUGCAGACUGACUUAGUUUAGUAGAUAACAUUUUGGUUGUGAAAUAAAAUUAUAUGGAAGCAAGGUAACGUAAUUUACAGUGUGUAAAUGUGUUAUUGUAAACACGAAUUUUUAAACAACCUAUGUGGCUAUUAGCUUUAAUCUGCAUAAUCUUAUUUCGUUGAUACCUUUAUCUUUCAUUACUUGAAGAAGCUUAUUAUUAAUAUAUUUUUGUUGUGCAUGAUAUCUUGUGAGUGGAAACUUUGAACUAGGACCAAUGCCAUCAAACAUGAAGAAAAUAGUGAUUAAAGGUAGAUCAUUUUUGCCCAAAUGAGAUAUCAGUGGCUUGGUUGAGUAUGUUAGAUCGAGGGCCACAACCAGGAGGCUUAUACUUUACCAUCCCUCGCGGCAUUUUGUUAGACUAUGAAAUGAAGCUUCUGGGAUUAUGUUACACAAUCUGUCUCUAACGCCAUCAACCAAUUUGGGAAAUAUUUGUUCCUGCUAUUAAAGGACAAGGUACUAAGGAACAAUAAAGAAACUGGUUGCCGCUUACGCUUAAAAUUCAAAUUAGUGGCUGCUAUGCACAAACAGAACUUGGUCAUCGAUCCAACAUACAAGGUUUUUAGAUUUUUGCCCAUGGAUGGCUAGAUUAUUGUAUUUUGGAGUUUUUUGGAUGACUUUAGAUUUUGAUAGUUUGACUUUUGGUAUAUUGGUUGUAUAUUUAUAUGAUUGAAUGUUGGAUUUAUUGGUAUUGUGGUUUCUAUGAAUGAAUGUGGAUA
Molecule: messenger RNA, 2312 nt
Organism: Daucus carota subsp. sativus
Lineage: Eukaryota; Viridiplantae; Streptophyta; Magnoliopsida; Apiales; Apiaceae
Product: NADP-dependent malic enzyme-like
Exons: 5
Coding region: 566-829 (87 amino acids)
Biological process (GO): malate metabolic process; pyruvate metabolic process
Cellular component (GO): chloroplast
Molecular function (GO): malate dehydrogenase (decarboxylating) (NADP+) activity
Source: RefSeq, a predicted model, not a curated record